This is a messenger RNA of Henningerozyma blattae CBS 6284, 975 nucleotides long. It is a transcript of the gene MCT1, whose product is annotated as [acyl-carrier-protein] S-malonyltransferase. The record is from RefSeq and is a predicted model, not a curated record. NCBI's taxonomy places the organism in Eukaryota, Fungi, Ascomycota, Saccharomycetes, Saccharomycetales, Saccharomycetaceae. The transcript has a single exon. Gene Ontology annotation, molecular function: [acyl-carrier-protein] S-malonyltransferase activity. Gene Ontology annotation, biological process: fatty acid biosynthetic process. Gene Ontology annotation, cellular component: mitochondrion. Bases 1 to 975 code for a protein of 324 amino acids.
AUGCUAUCGUUAUUCACUUUCCCAGGCCAAGGCUCAUCUGCGAACCUUCUAGUGUUUAAAUCUUUAUUACAAAACUUACCUAUUGUAAUUAAACAAAAGCAAAUUAAUAAAGAACUCUUAAAUUUAAUUUUCCAAACACCAACUAAUCCAGGGAGUAAAACCGUUAUUUCAGCGUUAUUAUUCCAUCAUUAUACUUUAAAUCACAAUAAUACUUUCACCAAUGCAGUCUCGAUAGGUCAUUCCUUGGGAGAAUUAUCUUGUUUAACAAUCAAUGGAUUAUUUAAUUUACAAGAUGCGUAUGAAAUUGCCAAUUAUAGAAAUGAUAUGAUGAUCAAACAUACUUUGAAUUAUUUGAUGCAAAAAAAGGCUCUUUCCAAUGAACAAUUUGAAUUAGUUGCAAUUUUAAAUAAAAACUCCAAAAAAUUUGAUAUAAAUUUACCAGAGGUUGAACAAUUAAUAAAUAAUACUUCAAUUACUAUUGCCAAUAUUAAUUCUAAAGAUCAAAUUGUAUUAACUGGACUUUCUAAAGAUAUUGAAAUCCUAACUCCUCAAUUACCAUCAAAUUUAAAAUUGAAAAAAUUAAUUAAUCCAAAUAAUAUUCCAUUUCAUAAUAAUGCCAUUUUAAAUCCAUUAAGAUUAGAUUUAAAAAAUUUCAUGUAUACAAGGUUAAAUUCCAAUGUAAAUAAGUUAAAGAUUCCAAUCAUUUCCAAUUAUAAUUGUCAAUUAACUGAAUCUAUCGAUUCAGCUAUUGAAAAUUUCAUUGAUUCUACUGUUAAUACCGUCCAAUUUAAUAAAUCUAUUGACAAACUAUUUACUGAUAACAAUACACAAAAGAUACCCGGAAAAAUCGUUUCAUUUGGUCCUGGCAAUAAUAUCCAUAAUUUAUUGAAAAAAAACUUGAUCAUUCCGCAACAAACAAGAGACUCGAUGAUUGAUUACACUGACGUUGAUAGUAUAGUCUCUUUAGAAACUUAG